AGGGCUGUGGACGGCAGCAUGCUCUUCCUGCUCGUCUUCUCUUCCUCCUUGUUGCACCUGUCACUAGGGGCGAAGUCAGUGAAGUAACCUGAAGCUGGACGGAGGCGGGUCGUCCACCCCACCCCCACAAACAGAUGUUCCUCUAAGGUCGUCUUUCACUGGAGAAAACAAACACAGUCUGGCGUGUCGUUUUAGGAGGAGAAUGGGAUUACUAUGCAGAGUGGCGCCUACCUGACGUUCUUCUUCAGAUAUUCAGGAUUUCGGGUGGAUUUUCAGUCGCCCACGGGACAGAGAGCGAAGCUUCUGCGAGAAUAAAGAGCAAACGAGAUGGGAAAUUGGAUACUGAUGGCGCUGCUGUUGGUUCACCUGCCAACAGAGCUGCUGUCCAUCCAGGUGAUUGUUCCAGAGACAGUCAGACGUACGACUCUGUUCGCCUCUGUGAUUCUGCGCUGUGACUAUUCAACCUCAGCGACCGCUCAGGACGUCCUGGUCACCUGGAGGUACAAGUCCUUCUGUAAAGACCCAGUGCUGGAGUACUACUCCGCAGCCUAUCAGGCUUCUCUGGCUCUGGGUCAGGACCCCACCAAUGACUGCCCAGACAGGCAGCGCAAAAUCCGCACAGUGAUCCAGAAGAAGGGCCUCAAUGAGCCUUCCCUGGGCGUAGACUACAGAGAACGCAAAAUUACCAUUCAAAAUAAGGCUGACCUGGUCAUCACUGAGGUGAUGUGGUGGGAUAACGGUGUGUAUUUCUGCUCCAUUGAUGCUGCCGGUGACACGGCAGGAGACUCAGAUAGUGAAGUCAGACUCAUCGUGUAUCACUGGCUGACAGUCCUGUUUAUCAUCCUUGGUGGCCUCCUGCUCAUCAUGCUCAUUGGUAUAUGUUGCUGUCAGUGCUGCCCGCAGACAUGCUGCUGCUACGUCCGCUGCCCAUGUUGUCCACAGACAUGCUGCUGCCCAGAAGAAGUCGUGAUGCAGCACAGGAUGAUACAAGAGGCUCAGAAGGCCAUGGUUCCUUGGAUGAAUGGUCAACCCAUUUACGCUCCCAUUAGCUCCAAGGCCUCCUCCCAGGGGGUCCCCAUACUGUAUUCAGGCUCAUUUUCAGACCACUCUGCCAAACAAAACUUUGCCAUGGCUCCCAUGCAGCUGGCACCCAUGGUCCUGCAGCAACAGCAGUCCUCUGUGCCACCUCUGCACCUUGUGAAUGGCAGUGCGCACAGCAGCAUAAAAGGAAACAACCAGGUGUUGGACUACCUGGAGAACCAGGUUAGGAACCUGGAUUUAGGGCCACCUCCAAUAGCCUCGCACGUAGUCCAGAAUAUGCCUCCACUACAGCCUCACCCCUACACACCUGGGCCCCCAAGUAUGUUGUCAGCCCUGGAUGAGUUGGGAGCGAGAGGGGUGGAGAGAAAGGUGAUCACCCUGCCUCCUAUCAUCCAACAUGUACCCAGCUCUUCCUCUCGCAGAGGGCCUGGAGGUGGAGAUGGAGCACGGGGUGGCCCUAGAAUAUCCAGCCAGUCCAGUGGGAGCACAAACCACUCUGGAGAAGGUCUCCCACGUGACAGUCGUGGGUAUAGAGACAGAGAUAUUUCUCCUCCACGGCAGAGGGUCUUGCAUGAUUACAGUGAUGGCAUGGAUUGGGAUAACAGGCGAGGAAGAGUGUCGUACAAGGGUGUGAGGAAUGAGAGAGGAAGCUCAGCUGGGAGGACAGGAAGCGCGUCCAGACCAUAUACACAUGAUGAUCUGAUGGAGGAGUUGCACAGCAAAGCAGCCCGAAGGAGCUAUUCUCCUCCACUGCAUCGCAAAAGGACCUGGAGCUCUGAUGAAGAGGACUUCAAAAGACGAAAAGGAGGUAAAUGGAAGGACUGCCCGGAGGAGCCCCCCAGCUACUCUUCCAUUGACAUCAGGCCUGGUUGCAGUAAAGGGCGGCAGAUGUUCCAGCGCCUUUCUGACCGAAGCUCCCGUAGCGCCACCACUGUGGUCAUUUGAAGCAUUUCAGUUAAUGUUUCCAGAAUGGUGAAAAUGAAAACAAAACAACAGGUACCUUAAUCUGUCAGCCUAGAAGAACAAAGCUUUUGUUGUGUAGUGAAUCCUGAAAAUGUAUUGUAUGGAUAUAUGUUCAUUCUUUAUGGACUGUGUGUAAUUGCAACAAAAAUAUUAUAUAUAUAUAGAUAGAUAGAUAUGGAUAUAAAGAAAACUGUUCAGUUGAGGCUGUGAACUACAAAUAAUAUGCAGCCUGAUCUCUUUUUGCCAGAUAUUGUGUGUGAUUCUUGUAAUAGUUGUAUUACACCUAAUUUACUGUUUUCUCACCGCGGUGAUUGUUUGAUACUGAGAUUUUGUAGGUUGUUUAGUCACUGUAAACAUUUUAAGUGUGUAGUUUUCUUUUUUUUUAUCAUUUCAGGGGUUUUUCUGCAUACUUUUUAAUGUUUUUCCAUAGUAGUUACACUACAUGGACAUUUCUAGAAAGAUGGACACAUGUGAAGCACUCACUCUACACUGUUUGCUUUUGUUACAAACAUGAAUAGAGAUGUGCUGUCAUGAAAUGUGUUUUCAAUAAACCUUUGUGAAUGCA
Messenger RNA from Monopterus albus (swamp eel), 2569 nucleotides. RefSeq names its product immunoglobulin-like domain containing receptor 1b (gene ildr1b). Gene Ontology annotation, cellular component: plasma membrane. Gene Ontology annotation, molecular function: high-density lipoprotein particle receptor activity. The coding region runs from base 328 to 1986 and encodes 552 amino acids. The transcript is spliced from 9 exons. NCBI's taxonomy places the organism in Eukaryota, Metazoa, Chordata, Actinopteri, Synbranchiformes, Synbranchidae. The record is from RefSeq and is a predicted model, not a curated record.